This is a messenger RNA of Dimorphilus gyrociliatus, 1477 nucleotides long. Lineage: Eukaryota; Metazoa; Annelida; Polychaeta; Dinophilidae. The record is from the annotation of a GenBank genome assembly.
AGUUUAGUUCUUUUAUACGUGUGCCACGUAUCUCAUGAAGAAUUGCCUAAAAGAAUGCUUACAAGGGCAAAACUUAAUGUAAAUAAACAAACGUGAAGAAGGAAAUAGUUUAUUGCAAAAGAGACAUUUAAUAUAAUACAUUUUUCAAACAAAUACGUCGAUUAUUCAAAGAAAAAAAAUGGCAACGUCUAUGGAUAGUUUGGUUGAAAACGGUCAAGAGAUGUCAAAUGCUCAUUCUGAUUCUUUAGACUCUUUCACAAAGAUCGAGGAACAGAUAAAAAUUGAAGACGAUGAGGAAAAGUCUUCUUUACUUGGAAAUGAAGGUGGUUCGAAACAAGAUAAAGAAGUCUUUCUUUUACAUAAGAAUGAAGAUAAGAAAGCUAUGAGUAGUGAAAGUUCUGUUGACGACUGGGAUAGUGUGAAGAAAAACGGUAUGGACGAACCAAAGAGAAAAACUCAUACAGAAACACCAGCUUAUCAGCAACAACAGCAGCCAUCACCCAUAAGAGAAAACAAAGGUUCACUCUUACGCCGACAGAUGGCGCAACAUAAAUCAUCAACAAUGACCUUAAGCGGGGACGAUUAUAUGACUCCAAGUCAAAGGAAGGAUGAAUUGAUAAAAGAGUUAAGAUUACAAUUGAAAUUAUCUCAAAAGAGGGCCGAGGAAAGGGAAGAAGAAAUCUUAACAAGUGACAGAAAAAGAGCCGAAUCUAUAGCGGAAGUGGAAGACGUUCUCGGAAGAGAAAUUGAAACCAUAAAAGUUUCUCAUACACAAUUGCAAGAAAAGUACGAUCAAUUACUAACUGUCUAUGAAGAAACUCUUCGGAAAAAAAAAGACAUCGAAAAGUUGGUAAAAGAAAUGAGAAUUGCUCAGGAGGAAAAUGAAAAAUUGCACCAAAAAUUAUACUAUGAAAUGUACCGCAAAGGUCAAAUGUCAGUGGAAUUUGAGAGACAAGUAGAACUAGAGCAGUUGGCUCAAAAGGAACCGAAUAAGGUUUCUGUGGACGAAUUAUUGGACAAACUAAAAUUAACUGAAAGUGAAUUAACGAAAUGGCAGUGCUACAAACGAACCGAAUCAUAUGCUGAAGGAGAAAAGCCGGAUACGGAAGCAGAAGCUCGACUUCGCUUCUUACGGGAUUCAAUGUAUCAUUUUUUAACCGACAAUGAUCGUAAAGACUCAGAACAACAUCUUAAAGCUGUAGUUGGUAUUCUGUCGUAUACCGAUGUUCAAAUGAAAAGAAUAACUAAAGCCAUAAGCGAUCGAAAGAAGGGAAAAUGAGAGAACACUUUUUAACGAAAAUUGCGAAUUUAUUACCUAAAUUUUAUUUCAUUUCUCCUUAUAUUUUUUUAAUUUUCUUAACACUUUCUUAUCCAUCUUACUACUCUAUUUCCUGUUUCCCCUCUCUCCAUCUUUGAAUUGCAACAAAGAGAAUCUUUAUUAAUUAAGAAAGUCUUUUCAUUCAAUCUAUUCGUAUAU